AUGAAGCUGUUUCAUCUAUUCCCCGUCCUGGCUCUCUUUCCCUUUUCCUUGGCGAUACCGUAUGAGGAGUACAUCCUCGCGCCUAGGACAAGAACACUAUACCCAGAUUCCGUCCACAGCUCCAAUGGAUCAGUGAGCAACCCGGAUAGCCUCACGGCAUCAUCCGGUAGCUCCGUCUUCCAAGAUGACUCUGCUACAGCCUACGACUUCGGCAAGAACAUUGCCGGCCUUGUCACCUUGACGAUCGGGUCUGUCUCGGACGGCAACCAGUACAUCGGCGUAACAUUCUCGGAAAGCUCUCUAUGGGUAUCCAACCGAUCUUGUGAUGCAACUGCAGAUGCAGGAAAGGAUGAAACUUUAUGGUUCAAAGUCACAGGCCCAGGGACUUACACCGCACCGCGGGAGAAAGAGCGAGGAGGCUUUCGAUAUAUGACCUUGGUGCAUAACGGCACUGGAAGCGUUGAAGUCACUUCUGCAGAGAUCCACUACACUCCUAUGCCUCACUGGGAGGACGAUUCUCUGGCAAACUACACAGGAUACUUCCACUGCGACGACGAGCUGCUGAAUCGCAUCUGGUACGCCGGUGCGUAUACCAACCAGAUGUGCACGAUUGAUCCGCACUACGGCAAUGCCUUGGUACAUUUACGCGAAAUCAACUCUUCCGUCUCGGAUGCAAUCAACGUAACGUGGUGGAGCAACUAUACCAUCACAAACGGCUCAUCCGCUUUGGUUGAUGGAGCGAAGCGAGACAGGAUCGUCUGGGCUGGAGAUAUGUCCAUUGCCGUUCCAGGUGUUGUGGCCUCGACGAACGAUGUGAUCACGAUUCAGAACUCUUUGAACUCGCUGUUCGACGUCCAAAAUGCAACAACCGGCCAGCUUCCAUAUGCUGGCCGGCCAUUCCCAUCGAUUCUUUCAUUCACUUACCACCUUUACACCUUGAUCGGAGUAUCAGAUCUUUACCUGUACACUGGAGACAUCGAAUACCUUUCGUCACUCUGGGAUAAGUGGAAGCUUGGAUUGAGCUUUUCGUUAAGUUUCAUCGACGACAGCGGCCUGAUGAACGUAACCUCGCCCAACGACUGGUUGCGAUUCGGAAUGGGAGGGCAUAACAUCGAGGCGAAUUCGAUCCUCUAUUAUACCAUAAACCAAGGCAUCAUGCUCGCCGAAGCGCUCAACGACACAGAAUCUACCGUCUCAUGGCAGACUACAGCUGAAAGGAUCAAGAUCGCCGCGAACCAGUUGUUAUGGGAUGAGACUGCUGGGAUGUACAUCGACAACGAGACUACAACGCUCAUGCCCCAAGACGGUAACUCUUGGGCUGUGGUCGCCAAUCUCACUAUGAACUCCUCGCAAAUCGACCGCAUCAGUGCCAAUCUCGCUGAGCGCUGGACCCCUUACGGCGCACCAGCUCUCGAGGCUGCCGACGCUAUCUCGCCGUUUAUCUCAGGCUUCGAACUCCAAGCACACUUCAUCGCGGAGAACGCGACUGCCGCUCUCGAGUUGAUGAGAUUAGAAUGGGGCUUCAUGCUCGACGACCCGCGCAUGACCAACUCGACCUUCAUCGAAGGCUAUUCUACGACUGGCGAGCUGCACUAUGCGCCGUAUCUCAACGAUGCUCGGAUAUCGCACGCCCACGGAUGGGCUACGGGUCCUACUUCUUCGCUCACGUUCUACGUUGCGGGUAUCCAGCUCCUCAGCGCUGGUGGGAAAACUUGGCGUAUUGCUCCUUCGCUGGGCGACCUCAAGUUCACAGACGCAGGUUUCAGCACUAGUGUGGGCUUCUUCUCUGCGAAGACGCAAGUCAGUGAUGGGGGCGUGCAGAUCGAUUUCCAGGCCCCUGAAGAUACUACCGGUGAGGUCAGGAUGCCAUCGAUGGGAUGCACGGGACAGAUUUUGAUGCAGGAAGCGAGUGGGAGGUGUGAGGAUAUUACCAUAGAUGUCACUGAAGCGGAUGCGGGGCCGAUCACCGUUGCUGGGGUAGCAGGCGGCCAGUGGAAGGCCACCUUCUCGUGUGAUUAG
Messenger RNA from Trematosphaeria pertusa, 2019 nucleotides. RefSeq names its product glycoside hydrolase family 78 protein. Lineage: Eukaryota; Fungi; Ascomycota; Dothideomycetes; Pleosporales; Trematosphaeriaceae. The record is from RefSeq and is a predicted model, not a curated record. The transcript has 5 exons. Bases 1 to 2019 code for a protein of 672 amino acids. Gene Ontology annotation, biological process: carbohydrate metabolic process.